Ochotona curzoniae (black-lipped pika) is the source of this 2867-nucleotide messenger RNA. RefSeq names its product minichromosome maintenance complex component 6 (gene MCM6). Gene Ontology annotation, cellular component: nucleus; MCM complex. Gene Ontology annotation, biological process: double-strand break repair via break-induced replication; DNA replication initiation; mitotic DNA replication. Gene Ontology annotation, molecular function: single-stranded 3'-5' DNA helicase activity; ATP binding; single-stranded DNA binding. The record is from RefSeq and is a predicted model, not a curated record. Bases 44 to 2512 code for a protein of 822 amino acids. Lineage: Eukaryota; Metazoa; Chordata; Mammalia; Lagomorpha; Ochotonidae. The transcript has 17 exons.
CUCGUGGCGGGCUCGAGGUGGAGGCCCUGAGCUCUGGGCAGCCAUGGACCUCGCGGCGGCAGCGGAGCCGGGCGCCGGCAGCCAACACUUGGAAGUCCGCGACGAGGUGGCCGAAAAGUGCCAGAAAUUGUUCCUAGACUUCUUGGAGGAGUUCCAGAACAGUGAUGGAGAAAUUAAGUAUUUGCAGUUAGCAGAGGAGCUGAUUCGUCCUGAGAGAAACACAUUGGUUGUAAGUUUUGUGGACCUGGAGCAGUUUAACCAGCAACUUUCCACCACCAUUCAAGAGGAGUUUUAUAGAGUUUACCCUUACCUGUGUCGGGCCUUAAAAACUUUCGUCAAAGACCGUAAAGAGAUCCCUCCUGCCAAGGAUUUUUACGUUGCGUUUCAAGACCUGCCUACCAGACACAAGAUUCGUGAACUCACCUCAUCCAGAAUUGGUUUACUCACUCGGAUAAGUGGGCAGGUGGUACGGACUCACCCAGUCCACCCAGAGCUGGUGAGCGGGACUUUCCUGUGCUUGGACUGUCAGACGGUGAUCAGGGAUGUGGAACAGCAGUUCAAAUACACGCAGCCCAAUAUCUGCAGAAACCCAGUUUGUGCCAACAGGAGGAGAUUCUUGCUGGAUACAAAUAAAUCAAGAUUUGUUGACUUUCAGAAGGUUCGCAUUCAAGAGACUCAAGCUGAGCUUCCUCGAGGGAGUAUACCCCGCAGUUUAGAAGUCAUCUUGAGGGCAGAGGCUGUAGAGUCAGCUCAAGCUGGUGACAAGUGUGACUUUACAGGGACACUGAUUGUUGUCCCUGAUGUCUCCAAGCUUAGCACACCAGGAGCACGUGCAGAAACUAAUUCCCGUGUCAGUGGUGUCGAUGGUUAUGAGACAGAAGGGAUUCGAGGACUCAGAGCUCUUGGUGUCAGGGACCUUUCUUACAGGCUGGUCUUUCUUGCUUGCUUUGUUGCACCAACAAACCCAAGGUUUGGAGGGAAGGAGCUCAGAGAUGAGGAGCAGACAGCUGAGAGCAUUAAGAACCAAAUGACGGUGAAGGAGUGGGAGAAAGUAUUUGAAAUGAGUCAAGAUAAAAACCUAUACCACAAUCUUUGCACCAGCUUGUUCCCUACUAUACAUGGCAAUGAUGAAGUGAAACGAGGUGUCCUGCUGAUGCUCUUUGGUGGUGUUCCAAAGACUACAGGGGAAGGGACCUCUCUUCGAGGGGACAUAAAUGUUUGUAUUGUUGGUGACCCGAGUACUGCUAAGAGCCAGUUUCUCAAGCACGUGGAAGAGUUCAGCCCCAGAGCCGUCUAUACCAGUGGCAAAGCAUCCAGCGCUGCUGGCUUAACAGCGGCUGUUGUGAGAGAUGAAGAAUCUCAUGAGUUUGUCAUUGAGGCUGGAGCUCUCAUGUUGGCUGACAAUGGGGUGUGUUGUAUCGAUGAAUUUGACAAGAUGGACAUGCGGGACCAAGUCGCUAUUCAUGAAGCUAUGGAACAGCAGACCAUCUCCAUCACUAAAGCAGGAGUAAAAGCUACUCUAAAUGCCAGAACAUCCAUUUUGGCAGCAGCAAACCCGAUCAGUGGACACUAUGACAGAUCAAAAUCAUUGAAACAGAACAUAAAUUUGUCGGCUCCAAUCAUGUCUCGAUUUGAUCUCUUCUUUAUCCUUGUGGAUGAAUGUAAUGAGGUUACAGAUUAUGCUAUUGCCAGGCGUAUAGUGGACUUGCAUUCAAGAAUUGAAGACUUCAUUGAUCGAGUCUAUUCCCUAGAUGACAUCAGGAGGUAUCUUCUCUUUGCAAGACAAUUUAAACCCAAGAUUUCCAAAGAAUCAGAGGAUUUCAUUGUGGAACAGUAUAAACGGCUCCGCCAGAGGGAUGGGUCUGGAGUAACCAAGUCUUCAUGGAGGAUCACAGUGCGGCAGCUUGAGAGUAUGAUCCGUCUGUCUGAAGCCAUGGCCCGGAUGCACUGUUGUGAUGAGGUCCAGCCAAAACACGUGAAGGAAGCUUUCCGAUUAUUGAAUAAGUCAAUCAUCCGUGUGGAAACCCCUGAUGUCAAUCUAGAUCAAGAAGAAGAAGAGACCCAGAUGGAGGUAGAUGAGGGUCCUGGUGCCAUAAAUGGUCAUGUUGAUAGCCCCGCUCCUGUGAACGGAAUCAAUGGCUACAGCGAAGCUGUCAAUCAAGAUGCUGUUCAGAAACCUUGCUUAAGAUUGGGCUUCUCCGAGUACUGUCGGAUCUCGAACCUUAUUGUGCUUCACCUCAGGAAGAUGGAAGAAGAAGAGGAUGAGUCGGCACUUAAGAGGAGUGAGCUUGUUAACUGGUACUUGAAGGAAAUUGAAUCAGAAAUAGAUUCUGAAGAGGAACUUAUAAAUAAAAAGAGAAUCAUCGAGAAAGUUAUUCAUCGACUCACACACUAUGAUCACGUUCUAAUUGAGCUCACCCAAGCUGGAUUGAAAGGCUCCACAGAGGGAAGUGAAAGCUAUGAAGAAGAUCCGUACUUGGUAGUCAACCCCAACUACUUGCUUCAAGACUGAAAUACAAUUACUGACCAGUGAUGGGAAACCACCAUGGCUCAAGCCUGGAUAUGCCUGCUAGGGAGAGAUGUGUCUUUGCAAGUGAUGCUUCAGGAUUUGCUUUGAGAAACAAGAACUGAUGGCCCUGUGUGUGUCACAAUUCUGUCCUAUGCUUUGAACCAACGAUAGGCUCUAGCACGUCCUUUAGUGUGCUGCUUGUCCUAAUAGAAUUGGAACCCAAUAAUGUAUGAUUUCUAUAGGACUUGUUUUCAAGUAGAAGAAGAGGCCCAUGUUAUAUAUACUAUCUUACUGAAGAAGUAACUUUUUCAAUUGCCAACUACUGCUUUUAUUCAUCAAAAUAAAAUAACUUGCUUGA